Auxenochlorella protothecoides is the source of this 3147-nucleotide messenger RNA. RefSeq names its product Protein PHYLLO, chloroplastic. Gene Ontology annotation, molecular function: isochorismate synthase activity; 2-succinyl-5-enolpyruvyl-6-hydroxy-3-cyclohexene-1-carboxylic-acid synthase activity; thiamine pyrophosphate binding. The coding region runs from base 1 to 3147 and encodes 1048 amino acids. Lineage: Eukaryota; Viridiplantae; Chlorophyta; Trebouxiophyceae; Chlorellales; Chlorellaceae. The record is from RefSeq and is a predicted model, not a curated record. The transcript is spliced from 13 exons. Gene Ontology annotation, biological process: menaquinone biosynthetic process.
AUGCCAGCACCCAGCCCCCCGCCCCCGCCUGUGCACGUCCACUGCCAGACGCUGCCCCCCUGCAAGGACCUUGCCGCAGGCAAGGAGCAGGUGGAGAAGGCGCUCGACGCGGCGGUGGCGGCCAGGGCCGGGCUCCCCGCCGCCCUCAUACGCUGUGAGGCCCAGGUCCCUCGAACCCAUUCGGCGCUGGCCUGGCUGCAGGCGCAGCGCGCCGGGACUUCGGGGGCCGCUGCACCGAGCCGGCCGGCCCCCACGCUCUACUUCUCGCCGCGCCUGUCCCCCGGCCCCGAUUCCGCGGGCGCGGCGGCCGCCGCCUGCGAGGAGGGCGCGGGCGCGGUGGCUGGGGUGGGGGCGGCGGCCCUCUGGCGCGGGGCGCCGGGGGAGGCCCUGGACGCCGCCAGGCUGCACGGCAUGCAGCGCUUCACCUCCGCCGCCGCGCCCCGGGUCAGGGCCCUGGGCGGCUCGCGCUUUGACGCCCAGCGUGGCCUCAGCCCGGAGUGGGCAGCCUUCGGGACCUUCACCUUCCUCAUCCCCAGCGUGGAGGCGGCGGUCACCCUGGCCCAGGAGCUACUGGACGAGGAAAGCGCAGAGGGGGAGGCGGCGCCCUGCACGCCCUCCCUGCUCGACCCCGGCACGGCCCUGGAGAACUACAUCGCGGGGGGGCAGCAGGGGCUGGACGAUCUUCUAGAGGCGCUGGAGGGUACUCCUGCACUCGGCGCUCCCGCGACGGGAGGGGACUGCGGCACCCGAGACCCCGACUGCGGCGCCGCCGCACUUUCCAAGGUCGUGCUGGCGCGGCGCUCCGAGCUGCGCCUGUCCGGCGGCGCCGACCCGCUGGCCCUGCUAGCCUCCCUGCAGGCCCGCAACCCACGGGCCUACGCCCUGUUCCUAGAACUGGAAGGCGGGGAGGCCUUCCUGUCUUGCACGCCUGAGCGGCUGUACAGCCGCAGCGGCCGCAGCGUGGCCUCGGAGGCCGUGGCCGGCACGAGGGCCCGUGGCGGGGGGAGUGUGGAGAACGAUUUCUGGCUGGCCCUGGACCUCCUGCAGUCCAAGAAGGAGCACGCCGAGUUCACCAUCGUCCGGGAUUGGGUGUACGAAGCCUUGCGCGGCAUCUGCGCCACCGUGCGUGUGGACGUGAGGAAGACGGUGCUGAAGCAGGAGUCGCUGCAGCACCUGUACGGCCAGCUGUCGGGCACCCUGCUGCCGGCUGCCACGGAUGCAGACUUGCUCGCCGCCCUCCACCCCACCCCAGCCGUGUGUGGAAGACCCAGGGAGGCGUCCAGGGACAUGCUCUCCUCGCUGGAGCCCUUUGAUCGAGGAUUCUACUCUGGCCCGUUUGGCUGGCUGGGGGGACAGGGCGCCGAGUUUGCGGUGGCCAUCCGCUCCGCCCUCUUUGUCCCCGAGGUUCAAGCGCCAGAAUUUCCUGGCGUGCAGGCCCUGGGCCCGACAGCGAUGCGGGUGGCGCUGUAUGCCGGCGUGGGCAUCGUCCCUGGCUCCAAGGCGUCCCUGGAGUGGGCCGAACUUGAUCUCAAAGUGGCGGCCCUGGACCGGCUGCUGACCCCCGUUCCGGCACUUCAGCAGGCAAGGAAACGGGGGAGCCAAUGGGGGGCGCCCAACCUGAAUGCGGCCUACGCCAGGAUCUUGGUGGAGGAGCUCUGCAGGCUGGGAUGCUCCACAUUCUGUAUCGCUCCGGGGUCUCGGAGCUCCCCACUCACACUGGCUGCCGCCCAGCAUCCCCGGGUCCAGCUGGUGUCGGGGAUGGAUGAGCGCAGCCUGGCCUUCUGGGCACUGGGUCACGGGCGGUCAGGGGCAGCGCCAGCAGUCAUCCUGACGACGUCUGGGACGGCGGUGGCAAACCUGCUCCCGGCCGCGGUCGAGGGCUGGCAGUCCGGCACCCCGCUGAUCAUCCUCACGGCAGACAGGCCGGCGGAGGUGCGGGGCUCCGGGGCCAACCAGACCAUCCACCAGCCCGGCAUCUUCUCCUCCUACGUCUGCUGGCAGGCGGACCUGGCGCCCCCCAGCUCGGCCAUGCCGCCGCAGCACCUGCUGGGGUCGCUGGAUCGGGCGGUUGCUGCGGCGGGGGCGGGCCCAGUGCACCUCAAUGUCCAGUUGCGCGAGCCACUGGGCCCGGUGCCCGAACCCUGGGAAAGCACGGCGUGGCUGGAGGGCCUGGGGGACUGGGCGACCUCCUCCCGGCCGUGGAGUGUGCAGCUGGAGGCCGCCGCCUGCGCCUCGCGCCUCCCGCACUCCCUCCUCGCCGCCCUGUCCACCGCGACCCGCGGCCUGCUAGUAGCCGGGGAGCUGCGCGCGCCCGAGGACCGCGCGGCCGCCCUGGCCGUCUCGCGAGCGCUGCGCUGGCCCCUGCUGGCCGACGUGCUGUCGGGCCUGAGAGUGGGGGCCACUGGAGUGCCGGAAGGGCUGAUCGCCUGCGGCGACAACAUUCUGGCUGCGCAGGAUCCGGGCAUGUGCACCGCUCUCCGUCCCGACGUGGUGUUGCAACUGGGUGGCCGGCUGACGUCCAAGCGGAUCUCAGCCUUCCUGGCCGCCAGCAGCGCGCGGGGGAGCAGCGCCGGUAAUGACAGUGCAGCGUGGUGGGUGGUGGAUGCCAGCCCGCACUCCUUUGAUGAGCAUGGCUGCCUUGCAGGGCGGGUGCGGCUGCCGCUGGGCGCCCUGGAGCGCCUGCUGCGUGAAGCAGGGGUGCUGGUCGAGGGAGCCGCGGCAGCCCCAUUCACCAGUCCGUACUUGGAGCUCUGGCGGACGAUGGACCGCGAGGUGGGGUUCCUGGUGAGGCAGCGCUUGAACAGCGCGCCGUACGGCGAGGCCCACAUCGCCGCGUGCCUGGCCUCCAGCCUGCCCAGAGGCCACGCGUUAUACAUUGGGAACAGCAUGCCCAUCCGUGACAUGGACAUGUUUGCCGACGGCCUGGCAUUGAGCGGGUGCACGCAGGGGCAAGUGCCCAGCCUGGGGUGCCCGGUGGGCGCCAACCGCGGCGCCAGCGGCAUCGACGGCGUGCUGUCCUCGGCGGCGGGGUUUGCCAGUGGACUGGGCAUGCCCACCACCCUGGUCGUGGGCGACCUUUCUUUUCUGCACGACACCAACGGCCUCAUGCUGCUGCGAUCAGGCAAGGAGACCUGGGACAGGGCUUGA